UUCUUUUAUUAUUAUAGCAUUAGCUUGAUGAUGAAGAUGGAAAAUACCAGCAAUGAAGUAUCAGCCGAUGAUCAAUCUUCUCUUCAAAUCAAGAUCGGAAACCGUUGGACGCGAAUCAUUAAUAAAAGCAGCGUCAGUUUAGCACUCAGUGCUGUUAUUGGUGGUAUUGGUGUUGUCAUUCUUGUGGCCAGUCAACAAGACAAAACUGCCCUUGCUGUCAGCCAUUUUUUCUUAUCUUGUGGUAUUUUUGCCUUUGCUGGCGGAUUCACCAAUUGGUUGGCAAUAUUCAUGCUCUUUAACAAAAUACCAUGGAUAUACGGAAGCGGAGUUAUUCCUAAAAAGUACGUUGAAAUUAGGAUGACUGUCAAAGAUGUCAUUCUCAAAACUUUCUUUGAGGAAAGAUUCGUGUCGCAGUACUUGUUGGAUAAAGUCAAUACUUUGCAAGAUAAUUUGGCCAUGAAGGAGAAGAUGAAGACUUUUCUCAACUCUAGUCAAGUCGAUGAAAUAAUUCAAGAAAAACUAGAGGUCAUGAAAACAGGUCAACCUUUAGGACAAUCACUAACAAAUAUGGGAUUUGAUAUCAAAUCUUUGCAACCCCUGGUGAAGCCUUUUAUAAUUGGAUUUGGCGAAGAUCUAAUAGACCAUUUGAAACACAGUUUUUCUCAAUCAUGGAAUGUGAAUAAACUACAGUCUAUUUUUCGGUCUGAGAUUGAUAACUAUUUGGAUAUCAGGUCAAAACAGUUAACUGCUGAAAUCGUGACAAAGAUAUUGAAAGAUGUCAUUCAUCAACACUUAGGAUGGAUCGUCGUUUGGGGAUGCGCAUUUGGAGGAAUUUUUGGUGUCUUUUUUCAGGCAGUCGGCUUAGGACCUUUAUAUUAAUUGAUUGAUUGGGUCAUGUUCAAUUAAUU
This is a messenger RNA of Trichoplax adhaerens, 908 nucleotides long. RefSeq lists its product as hypothetical. Bases 28 to 879 code for a protein of 283 amino acids. The record is from RefSeq and is a predicted model, not a curated record. NCBI's taxonomy places the organism in Eukaryota, Metazoa, Placozoa, Uniplacotomia, Trichoplacea, Trichoplacidae. The transcript has 3 exons.